AUGGAUCAAAGCAGUUCACCCAAUUACAAAGAACUUUUUGAGAGAGAAUCCAAGUUGCGGAGACAGGCCGAGGAAGAGAGACGACAGGCCGAGGAAGAGAGACGACACGCCGAGGAAGAGAGACAACAGGCCGAGAAACAAAACAGGCAGUUCACUCGAAAGACUUCCCUAAUAGAAUAUCUUCGAACCUGCCAUAACUUGCUCUCCCGCCCUUUGCGUGUGAGAACCCCGUCUCGUUCCACGAAAGGAAAAAUACCAGCUCCUCAAGGGAAAUUUUGCCCCGCUCGCCUUCUUCCAUGGACAGAUUGUGCAGCUGCGCAGCAGGAAAUAUACGAUUCAGUUUGUAGCUACCUCCAAACAACGAGUGACCGCCCUCCCCGGUUAUUUUCGACAGUUGCGCGCCUUGAAGGCCUCGCCGACUCGUUGGAUCGUCCGCUGAGCAGUGAACGGGACCUUGAAACGUAUGAAAGACUUGCCGUUGAAAAUCACGUACGAGAUAUCAUAUCCGAACUCUGCAAAAUACCCGAGGCCCAGCAACGAUUUCGUCUUGGCGAUGGUGUCUGGUUCGAAAGCCAUACCAACAGCCUAGAAGGUGAUGCAGCUCAGAGUGAUAGCACUCUCGACGAAGUAGACCAGUCGUCAACACAAUGCCGACCAAGGCCUGACCAGUUCUGCAUCCACCGAGCUGACGACAAACAUUCUCUGCUUAUGACUGUGGAAUACAAGCCCCCUCAUAAACUGACCGUUGAAAAUCUGCGAGUGGGUCUUCAACCAAGGAUGGAUUUCUGGAACGAUGUGGUGCGACGGAACGAAAUACCAACCGAUGAAGCUGAGAAGUUGAAAUAUAAUGCAGAGCAGAUUGUUGGAUCGGUUCUCACCCAGGAAUAUCAUGCUAUGCUCUGGGAAGGCCUUGAGACCUCCUAUGUGACCAUCGGCCUUGCUCUGGUGCUUCUCCGAAUACCUCGGGAUGACCCGGGCACGCUACUUUAUUUCCUUUGCGAGCCAAAUAUGGAAAUUGAUGGGAAUGAUGAUGACAGCUAUCGACAACCAAAGACAGCUAUUGCUCGGGUGCUUUGUCUUUCUUUGAUGAGUUCUCUUUCAGCCAUCCGCGACCAUGCUUGGCGAACUAAAGCAAUGGGUCAGCUGAAUACUUGGGCGACUAGCUUUGACCUUGUACGAUCCCGAAUACCUGAUGACGAGCUGCAGCAAGCUCCGCCUGGCUCUGAAUAUACAGGAUCUCCUCAUGCUAGUACCGAAGGCACUGGUUCUGAAUGGCUGCCAUCGUCACCCAUGCCAUCGCCCACACCACAAGGCCAUGCACAAACUCGAUCUUGUUGUGCACCCUCGCAAGCUGUUCCUUGUCCAGACCAGUCUUCAGACGACUCGGAUUCAAAUGAAACAUCGCCUGAGGCUAACCGAAAGCGAAAUCUCAGCCAGGUCGCAUCUUCCCCAUCCAAUCAGUCACCAAGGCCCAGAGGCUUUGGUAAUCAUGGAAGUGGCACCAGCAGUCAACACACCACGCAAUUUUGCACGCAACGCUGCUUACUUGGGCUUCAAAAGGACGACUUGUUGGAUGAGAAUUGCCCAAAUGUGGACUUGCAUAGAAAAUGUCGAAAUGACGAACGGCAUCCCAUUACAGCGGAGGCCUUAGUCCAACAACUGAAUCAGCAAUUGAAUAAAGACCUUGAUCAUUAUUGCACCCCUUUGGGUGGCUGUGGGGCUUGGACGUCUGGGGCACCUUUCAAGAUUGUUUGUGCACGAUAUGGCUACACGAUCAUUGGAAAGGGAACAACCGAGCGACUCUGGAAAGAUGUCUCCAAUGAAGCACUGAUUUAUCGUAUCCUCCGAAAAGCGCAAGGAUCCGCCAUCCCGGUUUUCCUAGGGACAAUCGACCUGGCUAUGACUUAUUUCCUCCAUGGCGCGGGUGAGAUUCGACACAUGCUGCUUAUGGCUUGGGGCGGCGAGAAAAUAAAUGGAUUGGAGCUUUCGGUGAAGCUGAAUCGUGAUCAUGAGCUUCGACGGUCUAGGAAAGAAAUUCACUCGCUCGGGGUGGUGCAUGGCGACCUUAGUGACGGAAACAUACUGUGGAAUUCAGAGUUGAAGCGAAUACUCAUCAUUGAUUUCCAUGACGUGGCACUGAGCCCUAGUCUGAAACGGAGGCAAUCGAGAGGGAUAAAGAGGAAAUUGCUCGAACCGCAGCAUCAAGAACGAAAACGCCUUUGCAUCUCUCUGACAUAA
This is a messenger RNA of Penicillium cataractarum, 2238 nucleotides long. RefSeq lists its product as uncharacterized. The transcript has a single exon. NCBI's taxonomy places the organism in Eukaryota, Fungi, Ascomycota, Eurotiomycetes, Eurotiales, Aspergillaceae. The record is from RefSeq and is a predicted model, not a curated record. The coding region runs from base 1 to 2238 and encodes 745 amino acids.